AUUACAGUUACACUGACGUGCAAAAGCUGUAUGCGUAUGCAACUUCCCUUAAGCGGUUAUUGGCCCUCGCAGCAACACCGCGCUCCUAACCCAGUUGCACAGAGAAAUAUCAACAAAACUGCGCAUUGAAGCGCCAGUACUGUGGUGGCUGGAUAGCUGGCGGCGCUGCGCCCGAGGAAUGGCUCACACUAAACACAAACGGCGUGGUGUGGCGCUCUUUGCGCAGCUGUUUGCGACUAUGGCGGCGCUGCAAAGAGCGUUUGGUGAAGACUGUAUGUGUACCACCGAGUACAAACCUGUCUGCGGCACCGACAACACCACUUACAGCAAUAAGUGCUACGCGGAGUGCGCGCUGGGCCCUGGUGCUGGCAAGUGGUCAGAGGGCCGCUGCGCAGCAGAUCAACUCAAUCCUGUGGCAGGGUGCAUCGGCAACGCGCGCUGCGCCGCGGACGCCUGCGCCCAGCCCUGGCCCGCACGGUGCAAGAACCCGCUCCCCGCGGGCGCGGUGUGUUUCAACAACCCGUGCACCGGGGUGGUGAGCGGCGGCCAACUGCUCAGCCCCUGCGCCGCCCUGUGGGUGGACCCGGCCACGUCGCAGCUGGUGGCCUGUGAGGCCGCGGGGGCAGGGGCCUCGCCGUCGCCGUCCGCGUGCAUCUGCACCCGACAGAAGGCGGUUGUGUGCGGCACGGAUGGCAAGGAGUACGGCAACAAGUGUCUGGCCGAGUGUGCGCUGGGCCGGGGCCAGUGGAAGGCCGGCACCUGCUCACCCGCGCCCCUGCCGUCGCCGUCGCCCUCCCCCUCGCCGGCCCCCUCCCCGGCCGCAUGCAGAUGCACAAAGGAGUUCGUGCCAGUCUGUGGCUCAGACAAGGUGACUUACGCCAACAAGUGUCUGGCCAAGUGUGCCCUGGGCGACGGCGGUAGCUGGUCCCGGGGCGCCUGCGCCGCAGCCUCCCCGUCGCCCGCGCCGGGUCCGUCGCCUGGCGCCAAGCCCGCGCCCUCGCCCCACUCCGACUGCAUCUGCACCAUGCAGUACGCCCCCGUGUGCGGCAGCAACAACGUCACGUACAGCAACCAUUGUGUGGCGGCCUGCCGGCUGGGCGCCAACGGCACCUGGACGGAGGGCGAGUGCGGCGGCGGCGGCGGCGGCGAUGGUGGCGAUGGCGGCGGCGGGUCGGAGCCGUGCCUGUGCACCAUGGAGUAUGCGCCCGUGUGCACCACACGCAAUGUCACCUACCCGAACUCCUGCGCCGCCGUGAACUGCGCGGGUCAGCAGGUGUCGUACGACCGCGCCUGCGGCCAGCUGCCGGCGGCGGCGGGCGGCAGCGGCAUCACGUGCGCGGCGGGGUCGGCGGCGGCGGUGGCGUGCUUCAUGAACCCCUGCCUCGCCUCCGAGUGCCCCGCCCGCCCCGACGCCGUGUGCCUCGCCAACUACUGCCCCCCGGGCGCCGCCACCUACCGCGGCCGCCCGCUCACCACCCUGCCUGGCGGCGGCUCGGGCGGCGGCGGUGCGGAUGUGCUGCCGUGCAGUGCUGUGUACAUCGACCCCGUCAGCGGUGACGUGGUGGAUUGCGGCGGCGGCGACAAUCAUAACAGCACUGCAGCCAGCUCGCCCUCGCCCUCACCGUCGCCGUCGCCGAGUGGUGGUGGUGGUGGAGGCGACGACGGCGGGAGUGGUGGCGGCGGCGGCAGCUCCAGGCUGGAGGUGCAGAACAUAGACGACUGCCCGCCCGACCAAGUCAUUGCCGAGUGCUUUGCAAGCCCCGGCCGCUCCUGCGCGCUGCCCUGCCCCGGCAGCUUCAGCCCCACACAGCCGCCCGGCUCGCCCGCGCCCAUUUGCACCUUCAAGUUCUGCAUGAGCACCUACCGCGGAGCCCACCUGCCCUUCUGCCAGCCCAUCUGGUACAACCCCGCCAGCGGCGACGUGGUGUCGUGCCUGCUGGCCAAUGGCAGCCGGCCCGCGGGGCUGGACUGCCGGGCCUGCCCCACAGACUACCGGCCCGUGUGCGGCGGGGACGGACAGACCUACCCCAACCGCUGCCUGGCGGUGUGCAGUGGCGUGGGCGUGGCCGCCUACGGCAAGUGCGGCCGCUGCGCCAGGUCCGGCGGCGGCGGCGGCGGCGCGGGCUGCAGCUCGCCCCAGCAGGGGGAGCUGUGCCACAGGGAGGUGAAGGACCAGUGCCAGCCAAAGAAGACGCUCACCUGCGCGCCGCGGCCCGGGGCAGCGGAAUCUGUUCUGGGCGUGUGCGUGCCCAAACCCGGCCAGUCCAGCCCAAGCCCCAGCCCAAGCCCCAAGCGCGGGCCCAAGCGCGGCCCCAGCCCCAGCCCGGCCAAGGGCUGGCAUCGGCAGUAGCGGUGGUAGCAGUUUCCACUCGGAUGCAAGAGCAUAAGAUUCGGGUAAUUCCAAUGUUCGUGCUUUAAAAUGCUAUGCGCAUAUUUUGGCAUUCAUUGGCUGAAGUUGCUGAUUGAUUGAUUGCACUAGGGGAGAUCGUUGAUACUGGUUGGGUGCCAUCUGGCGUGGCACGGCAUUGAGGUGGACGAUGACGAGCGGCGGGCUCACAAUUGGAUUGAUUAUUGCGUGGAAUCGCCGGUCGAGAGGUGAUGAAAUGCUUCAAUGAGACUCUUUUGUGAACUUGGGAGUUGGGACCCAGGCCUCUAGGGGCGCUGCAAUGAAGCGCCCAGCCAGUCAUGCGCAUGUGUAACUGGGUGCGUGCGCACCCAGUCACGUGGGCGCGCCGUUGAGCCGAGCUGAUGCGGCGAUGCGUUGAAUUAUGGAUUUAUGGCACGGCGGCGGAUGGGCUGGCUGCAUCCGGGGCAGCGCGCGCUGCUGUCGCCACCAGUCGAGUUCGACGGUGGGUGGUCGCCUGGUGGAGUGGAGGAUGAAGGGGGCGCUAGGUGGCGCAUGCAGGCAUGCUGAUGAAAGUGAAGGCGGCAGCGGAGCUUUGGGUGACCUCAAAUGGCCCCAAAUGGCGUGGCGGACGGGAUUGAGCGGGAGGGGGAGGGGUCGCAGCGCUGCGGCCAGGCCCCGAUAGUGAACUCGGCAGGCUUGCGGGUAUGGCAGUUGCUUCACUGCUUGCCCCGGCGUGGCCCAGGCGUGCAGUUGCCCCGCGUGUUGGUUGUACAGGCAGACCGGACUAGGGGAGGAUUGUAACACGCUUGGAUUGGCUUUCAAGUGCUUGUAUGAGAUGCACCGGCCCAUGGCACCAGCCGAAAUUGCGGAAGGAGGCGCGCUUGCUGGGGCCUGGGGGCGUUGAGGCUGUGCGGCGCAGCGUGAGACUCCGGGACAAUGCUAGAGAAGUGCUUUCGAAACGUGAACGCGAAUGUGCGCGACACCAAGAGACGUUGUAGUCGCUAGCACGCAUAGAAGGCGGUAAGCAAGACAAUGUGAGGGAGAGCGCCAGGGGGCACCCCGGGAGAGCCCGGGCGCCUGCAGUUGGCGGAGCUGCGGAGGAGCAGGCGCUCUCUCGAAAGGCUGGUACGUGCCUCCCGACGCUGCGCAUAAUGUCUGAAACAUUGCGUGUAUGCAUUCGUGCGUCGUUCCAAGGAACCAGCUGGGCGCUCCACCUGUAAACACGCUUGCCC
Messenger RNA from Chlamydomonas reinhardtii, 3579 nucleotides. RefSeq lists its product as uncharacterized. The transcript has 19 exons. Lineage: Eukaryota; Viridiplantae; Chlorophyta; Chlorophyceae; Chlamydomonadales; Chlamydomonadaceae. The coding region runs from base 275 to 2350 and encodes 691 amino acids. Gene Ontology annotation, molecular function: protein binding. The record is from RefSeq and is a predicted model, not a curated record.